Haliaeetus leucocephalus (bald eagle) is the source of this 1887-nucleotide messenger RNA. RefSeq names its product radial spoke head protein 4 homolog A-like. The transcript is spliced from 6 exons. The coding region runs from base 1 to 1887 and encodes 628 amino acids. Gene Ontology annotation, cellular component: axoneme; radial spoke. Gene Ontology annotation, biological process: cilium assembly; axoneme assembly; cilium movement involved in cell motility. The record is from RefSeq and is a predicted model, not a curated record. NCBI's taxonomy places the organism in Eukaryota, Metazoa, Chordata, Aves, Accipitriformes, Accipitridae.
AUGCAACACCUCUAUCAUCCACGGGGAGCAGAACAAGCCUCUUCAACGCUACAGGUGCCAGAAAUAAACAUCAGCCAGAGACACGUGCUGGGACAAGACUCUCAUCAGGCACAGGAGGCAAGGCAAAGCAUGUAUCAGUCGGAUGCAGUAGGAUUAGACCCUCACCAAACACAGGAACCAAAAAGUGCCUAUCAGACGUACGCAGUAGGGCGAGAUCCCUAUCAAGCCUACGAGCGUGCGCAUGGCCCCUAUCAGCCACGUGAACCAGGUUAUGGUCUUCAUCAGCCAGGACACAGUCCGUAUGAUGAUCAGAUACCCGAUCCCGAAUCCCGAAUGCUGGCAAUUCAGAAUGCAAAAGCCUAUUUACUGAAGAGCAGCACAACAUCUGGCCUGAACUUAUAUGAUCAUCUUGCUAAUAUGCUAACAAAGAUCCUGGAUGAACAGCCCACAAAUGCAGUAGACAUAAUUGAGAAUAUCAGCAAGGAUGUGAAGUGGGCUCAGUUUCAGAAAAAAAUGGACACUCUUCGAGAUGAACACGAGAUUCUUCCAACAUUUGAAGCUGCAGAAAAGCGUAAAGCUUUGUUCCUCAAGGCAAAUGGAGAAGGAGAUGAAGAACUAGAAGAAGAGAUAGGAGAGACCCCUCUACCUAAUGUGAUGGAAACAGCCUUUUAUUUUGAACAGGCUGGAGUUGGCUUGAGCAAAGAUGAAUCCUAUCACAUAUUCCUUGCCCUUAAAAAACUAAUUAGUGUUCAGCCAAUCCAGACCUGUCGCUUCUGGGGCAAAAUUUUGGGCCUGGAGAUGAACUAUAUUAUAGCUGAAGUACAGUAUCAUGAGGGGGAAGAAGAGGAGGAAACAGAAGAGGAAGAAGUUAUUGAGGAAGGAGGGAAAAGGAGGGGUGAGGUUGAAGAUGAAGAUGAGGAGAAAGAAAAAGAAGAUGAACCACCAAAGUCCACCUAUAAGCCCCCACCUGUCAUCCCAAAAGAAGAAAAUGGGACCGGGGCUAAUAAAUAUGUCUACUUUGUCUGUAAUGAGCCAGGCAAACCCUGGGUGAAGUUGCCUCCAGUGACGCCAGCCCAGAUUGUCUGUGCCAGGAAAAUCAAGAAGUUCUUCACUGGUAGGCUGGAUGCUCCUGUUGUGAGCUUUCCUCCUUUCCCGGGAAAUGAGGCCAAUUACCUGCGUGCACAGAUAGCUCGGAUCUCAGCAGGAACCCAUAUCUCUCCCAUUGGAUUUUACCAGUUUGCAGAGGAGGAAGGAGAUGAAGAGGAGGAGGGGGGGGGAGGAAGAGAUACAUAUGAAGAAAACCCUGAUUUUCAGCCUCUUUCUGUGGUUGAAAUGGUGGAUUCUCUCUCCACAUGGGUACACCACAUACAGAAUAUUCUAAAGCAGGGUCGCUGUGUUUGGCUUAAUCCUUUCCAAAAAUCAGAGGAAGAAGAAGAAGAUGAAGAUGAAGAGGAGAAAGCAGAGGAGCCAGAUGAACUACAGCAAGAAAUAGGACCACCUCUUCUCACUCCACUCUCUGAAGAUGAAGGAAUUCAAAACAUCCCUGCUUGGACAGCUCAGCCUUCUACAAACCUGAUCCCGCAAUAUGCUGUUGCAAUCCUCCAGUCUAACCGAUGGCCCGGAGCAUAUGCCUUUGCAUCUGGGAGGAAAUUUGAUAAUAUCUACUUUGGCUGGGGUCACAAAUACAGUCCGGAGAACCACACUCCCACACUGCCUCCGCCAGUGCAAGCAGAAUACCCCAGCGGGCCAGAAAUCACAGAGACAAGAGACCCCACUCUGGAGGAGGAACUGGCUUUCAAGGCUGCGAAGGAAGAAGCCUUAGCUGCAGCGGAGGAAGAAGACGAUGAGGAAGACGUUGAGGAUGAUGAAGAGGAGGAGGAUGAUUAA